Messenger RNA from Heterotrigona itama, 626 nucleotides. The record is from the annotation of a GenBank genome assembly. Lineage: Eukaryota; Metazoa; Arthropoda; Insecta; Hymenoptera; Apidae.
AUGUACAUCGGUCAAACGGUACAUGCUCAGCAUGCCCAUGGGUCUUCCGGUUCACGGUUACGUUUCCCUGGGCAAACUAUAUCUGGUCUAUACUAUACUGGUCACGAAAAUCAGAGUCGUUUGCAAAAGAACAGCUAAGAAAACGUUUUACGUCGGUAAACACGGCAAACAAAGUACUCUACUUCUUUCUUCUUUUUAUUCGAAAGGUCGAGGCCUGCGUAGACGUGAGCGAGUGGUACUGCAGAAUGUUUCAGAAGAACUUGAAAUUGCGGACAAAUAUAUGGGCACGGUACCACUUCAAAAUUACGAGACCCGGCAAAAAAACUGUUGACGUGACGGAAGCUUUUUCAUUUUGUCCACCGUGUGCCACAGAAGAAUACACCAACAACACGUCGCCGUUGAAAAAUCAAGAGAGAGAGAGAGAGGAAACUGCGAAACCAAGUUUGUCUUGUACGUACUGCCGUUGCUACGAGAAAAGUCCAAUAUAUCGAUCCUCGAAACCGAACAAGGACGAUCCUACGGGACGACGAUGGAGAGGUCAAACCAUACUCGCCUGUGUAUCGCGUGUACACGUUCACGAAAUCGUCGCAAACGAAGCACCAUUAGACGCGUGUUUAAUUUUUUAA